CCUCAGCUUGCCUCUCUAGUGAUAUUUGGAUGGAGGUGCAUGCCGGCCUAUAUUAUUCACUCUCGCUAGAUGUACAUGAGUGGUCAUCCGGGAUUGUCAUUACAGAAUGAGGAAAGUCACUGUUGUUGACGCACUUGGGUCACGACUCUUCCUCCACCAACCCAGCUACCAACUCUGCAGAGGCUAGGCUGUCAGUUAAAAGCAUUCUACCCUGCCGAUAGGUGUACAGACGCUAAACGGCAUAGAGAGGUCCCGCUAACGAGGCACCGAGAUGAACACCACAGACAACCCGAAUAUAUCAGAAGCAACGUUCACCCCGGUGGACUACACAGUGCUGAGCCUCAUGCUAGUGGCGUCCGCUGGUAUUGGUGUGGUCAGCGCCAUCAGGAGCCGAGGUAAAGCCUCCACGCAGGAGUACCUGCUGGGAGGCAGGAACAUGUCACCUCUACCCGUGGCCAUCUCUUUACUAGGAGGAUGGAUCUCUGCCAUAUCUUUCGUAGGUAAUCCCACAGAGAUAUACUUCUUCGGCACACAACUAACCACCAUCUUGCUGGGCACAGUCCCAGGUAGUCUCUUCGCCGGCUACAUCAUUCUCCCGAUUUUUUACAAGCUCAAAAUCGUCUCCAUCAACGAGUAUUUAGAGUUGCGGUUUGGGUCAAAGCUACUGCGGAAGUUGGCUACCACAUCUCUGGUCUUGUUCACCCUUACCUACUUGGCUUUGAGUGUGUAUGCUCCUGCACUCAUCAUGUCCUCUGUCACCCAACUCUCUACCUGGGUCUCCACACUCAUCAUAGGCUCAGUCUGUACCUUCUACAUCACAGUUGGAGGUGUGAGGGCUGUAGUGUACACUGAUGUGCUACAGACAUUGAUCAUGUUUGGUGGGGUGUUGCUGGUGGUCAUCGUCUGUAGUAUUGACCUGGGUGGUAUUGGCAACGUCUGGACCAUCGCUGAGCGCGGAGGGCGCAUUCAGUUUUUUGACUUCAACACGAGUCCCUACGAGCGACACACAUUCUGGUCGACUGUCAUGCUGGGCUUCUACCAGGGAGCCACCACUCUCACUCUCGUUCAACAGAGUUAUCAAAGACUUGCCUCGGUUUCAACGCUGCAAACAUCGCAAAGGUUGAUUAUUGGCUUCGUGGUGGGGUUGUUUACGUUGUGGAUCGUCCUCUACCUUUCCGGCCUCGUCGCCUACGCUACCUACAGAGACUGUGACCCACUCACCUCCGGCAGGAUACAGAAACCUGACCAGAUUCUCACCUUCUUGGUGACAGACAAGUUGCGCUACAUGACAGGAAUGGCUGGUCUCUUCGUAGCUGCAGUUUAUGGCUGCGUCCUCAGCACACACUCAUCCUGUGGGAACUCCAUGGCCUGCCUGGUGUGGGAAGACUUCAUCAAACAUCAUAAAUACUUCAGUGGCCUCAGUGAUGCCAAAGCCACUAAUGUUGUUAAGCUCCUCUGUAAGUACUAUUAG
Molecule: messenger RNA, 1471 nt
Organism: Cherax quadricarinatus
Lineage: Eukaryota; Metazoa; Arthropoda; Malacostraca; Decapoda; Parastacidae
Source: RefSeq, a predicted model, not a curated record